This is a messenger RNA of Triticum turgidum subsp. durum (durum wheat), 288 nucleotides long. Lineage: Eukaryota; Viridiplantae; Streptophyta; Magnoliopsida; Poales; Poaceae. The record is from the annotation of a GenBank genome assembly.
AUGCGUUUAUUACUACUAUCUACUCAAUUGAACCUACUUGACCUGUGGAGUCUAAACUUAUUUUGUCUUAAUCUAGGGACUCCCCUGCACAUUGCUGCCAAGGAAAGAAACAAGAGGGUGGUCAGGUUCCUUGUCGAGAACGGCGCGUUCCUGCCCCCUGACCUGAACGACCACAGGUUCAAUCCACCCCUCCACUACUGCUCUGGCCUGGAGUGGGCGUACGAGAUGAAGCGCAUGCAGGACGAGAGUGACUCGGGCGGCGAAGCUUCCUUCAGCUCGUCCAACUAG